Molecule: messenger RNA, 810 nt
Organism: Cajanus cajan (pigeon pea)
Lineage: Eukaryota; Viridiplantae; Streptophyta; Magnoliopsida; Fabales; Fabaceae
Product: 1,4-dihydroxy-2-naphthoyl-CoA thioesterase 1
Biological process (GO): phylloquinone biosynthetic process
Cellular component (GO): peroxisome
Molecular function (GO): 1,4-dihydroxy-2-naphthoyl-CoA thioesterase activity
Source: RefSeq, a predicted model, not a curated record
UUAUUCUUGUCCUAUAAAACUAAAUCCUUCUGAGAAGUGGUGCGUCAGAAGCAAACCCAUUUGAUCCAACACUUUGUUGAUAAAUGGAAAAGGAGGCACCAUCAUCGAAGACUGCUGAAGUGGAUUUCCCCCUUCACUCAAUUGGCUUUGAGAUUGAAGAGCUAUCUCCUCAAAGGGUGUCUGGCCAUCUCAAAGUUACCCAAAAGUGCUGCCAGCCAUUCAAGGUGUUACAUGGAGGGGUGUCAGCACUCAUGGCAGAGGCUUUGGCAAGCAUAGGAGCCCACAUGGCUUGUGGCUACCAAAGAGUGGCUGGGAUUCAGCUCAGCAUCAACCAUUUGAAAAGUGCUGUGCUUGGUGACUUGGUCUAUGCUGAAGCCACCCCUCUAACUCUUGGCAAAACCAUUCAGGUAUGGGAGGUGAAAAUAUGGAAACUUGAUCCUUCAAACUCACAAAAGACAUCUCAGAUAUCAUCAUCAAGGGUUACUCUACUGUGCAACAUGCCUGUCCCAGAUAAUGCAAAAGACGCUGGCGACAGACUCAGGAAGCACGCAAGGCUAUGAAUAUUCCUGUAGUUUAAUUUACAUAUGCAUAAACAUAAAUUUUCUUGUAGUUUAAAAUACAGUAAGGAAAGGAUUCUUGAGGGAUAUAAAAAGCAACAUUAAUGCUUAAAAUGUACACCAUGGUCAUAAUUUGUUGCUUAAAUGGAAGGACAAUUGUAAUUAUAAAUGGUAGUGGAAAACCACCACUAUGAAAGCCAACACCGCCCAAGUUCCAGCACAUUACAUAUAUCUCUAUGUUGCUUUUCUUGUA